Exophiala bonariae is the source of this 1059-nucleotide messenger RNA. RefSeq lists its product as uncharacterized. The transcript has a single exon. The record is from RefSeq and is a predicted model, not a curated record. Bases 1 to 1059 code for a protein of 352 amino acids. Lineage: Eukaryota; Fungi; Ascomycota; Eurotiomycetes; Chaetothyriales; Herpotrichiellaceae. Gene Ontology annotation, molecular function: nitronate monooxygenase activity.
AUGACUCAAAAUCCACUCCAUCAUGAUUAUCCCUGGACAACCCCAGAUGCUCCUCUGGUGGUCUCUGCACCAAUGAUGAAAAUCACACUGGCCAAGGCUGCAGUCACUGUCUCCGCGAACGGAGGAUUCGGUUUUGUAGCUGGAGGCUUCGAUCUUUCAAACUUAGGAAAGGAUCUCAGUGAAGCUGCUGAACUGGUCAAGAGUCAAUCUCUCUCACUCCAUGAUGGAGUCCUCCCGAUCGGGGUUGGUUUUCAAAAUUGGGGCAGUGAUUUGAAAUUGGCCCUCGAAGCAAUAAAAAAUCAUCCCGUUGCAGCGGUCUGGUUCUUUGCACCGAACCAACUUUGCGAACUUCUGGAUUGGACGAGAGAGAUUCGUGAAGCAACCAACGGAAAGACCAAAGUCUGGAUACAGAUUGGGACCGUGGCAGAAGCAGUCGAGGUUGCCAAGACCAGCAAACCAGAUGUCAUUGUAGUACAGGGUGCUGAUUCGGGUGGUCACGGACUCGCACAAAGAGCCAGUCUUCUAACUCUUCUCCCGGAAAUUGCAGACGCGUUGGCAAAAGAGGGAAUCAGUACACCUUUGAUUGCAGCUGGUGGUAUCAUUGAUGGCCGUGGUGCCGCAGCAGCAUCAUUACUUGGUGCAAGUGGCGUUGCGCUUGGAACCAGAUUCCUUGCAAGCGAAGAGAUCACUAUUGCCAAGGGAUAUCAAGAUGAGGUUCUCAGAGUUACCGAUGGAGGCGUCAGUACAGUUGCAACCACAGUGUAUGACACUGUGCGGAACAUUCAUGGUUGGCCACAAGCAUACAAUGGUCGAGGAGUGGCGAACCGCAGUUAUUUAGAUGCCGUGCAUGGCAUGAGUGAGAGAGAGAACCAGGAGCUCUACAAAGAAGCCAUGAAACAAGGAGACUCUGGGUGGGGACCUGAAGGCAGAAUGACUACUUACGCAGGAACAGGAAUUGGUCUGGUACACAAGGUCAUGCCAGCGGGCGAGAUUGUGAAGAGUGUGCAACAGGAAGCUAUAAAUUUGCUUCUAAAGACAGCGGCAAGAUUCGCGAAGUAG